CUUUCCUCUGAACCUUGAAACGAGAUGGCGCUAUUUACCGUACAUCACGAUCUUGGAUUAAAGUGCUCAGAUAUCCCCGAUGUAAAUUAACCUCUCGUUUAGCACUUCGUCGAAAAGUAAAAUCCAAGUUUGAAGGAAAUUAAGAAUUACAUUCUCAAUUAUUAAUGCUGAGCAACACAAGAUUGUAAAAUUAUCCCGGUGCCCCGAACACAUAGUGCCUACCGUUACGAUCCGUCACUGACGCAUCAGUCAGCUGCAUUCAAAGUUGGUGGAUCGCUUCUCGAUCGUAUCACGGUGAAACUCGAUCAGGUUAUCUCACGUACAGCGAAAUGCCGGACUUUAACUGGCGUAUCGCGCUGCUCGUUAUCUUCUGCGUAUCACUCGGCCACGCCCUGGAAUGUUACGUUUGCACAAAUCAGGAGGGUAAUCAAGACAAAUGCCUAAAUACCAUCAAAACCUGCGAAUCAUACCAAGACGUCUGCUACACGGAAAUUAGAUGGGGAAGUACACCAUACUGGUCGCAGGGUGCAAAGAAACAAUUUUAUGUCUCUAAAAACUGUACCACCAAGAAGGACUGCGAAAGGCAGCAGCGGAUUAAUAUGCCUGAUUGCACACAUAUUUGGUAUCAGGACUGGAAAUGUUCACAUUGUUGUCUGGGUGACAGGUGUAAUUAUUAUGUCAUAUUGUACAAUAUGAAAUGGAAAUGCGGCAGCAUAUACAAGGCCUUCAGCCGCAAGAAGGUGAUAGACAUCGUCGUGGACUCGAAAUUGUCGCGAUGUUUGUCGACCCUCGAUCUCACAGCAUUGGGAAUCGGCUCCACCAUGGGAGUGGGUGUCUACGUCUUGGCAGGAUCCGUUUCAAUGCUCACCGCCGGCCCGGCGGUAGUGAUUUCAUUCGCCAUCGCCGCAGUGGCAUCGAUGUUCGCAGGUGUCUGUUACGCUGAAUUCGGCGCAAGAGUGCCACGUGCUGGAUCAGCGUACGUUUACAGCUAUGUCACGAUGGGUGAAUUCGUGGCGUUUAUCAUCGGCUGGACUUUAAUAUUGGAGUACGUAAUCGGCACGGCCAGCGUAGGCCGUACCCUCAGCAUGUACGUCGAUGAGCUCUUCAACAACACCAUGAGGCAAGCCUUCACGUCGGCGGCGCCGAUGGACCUCGGCUACAUGUCACCUUAUCCGGACUUCUUCGCUUUCUCUAUCACCCUAGUGUUUGCGGCCGCGCUUGCCUUCGGAGCCAAGGAGUCCUCGUUGGCGAACAAUAUCUUCACUGUGGUGAAUCUCUCAGUCGUGCUUUUUGUAGUGAUCGCUGGAUCCUUCAAAGCUGACAUUAGGAAUUGGGAAACGAAGCCAAAUUGCACGAAGGACCAUUGUCCCUACGGGACCGGUGGAUUCGCUCCUUACGGUGUGUCAGGCAUUUUAACUGGCGCGGCAAAAUGCUUCUACGGAUUCAUCGGUUUCGACUGCGUGGCUACCACGGGAGAAGAGGCGAAAAACCCAAAGAGAUCUAUUCCGAUUGCUAUCGUCGCGUCUCUGACAGUAGUCUUCUUGGCAUUCUUCAGCGUCUCGAUAGUGCUCACCACCGUGCUACCUUACUACGAGCAAAAUCCUGACGCGCCGUUUCCGCAUAUGUUCGACACGAUGGGAUGGACUUGGGCGAGAUGGCUCGUGUCGGUCGGUGCAAUUUGCGGACUUUGCGCCAGUUUGUUAGGCGCAAUGUUCCCGCUGCCGCGAGUGAUCUACGCGAUGGCUUCGGACGGACUGAUAUUCGCGUGGAUGGGAAAAAUAAACUCACGAUUCCAGACGCCGUUGUUGGGCACGCUGAUCGCUGGACUUCUCACAGGUAUUCUGGCGACGAUAUUCGAACGUGAUCAGUUAAUUGAUAUGAUGAGUAUCGGCACGCUGCUCGCGUACUCGAUCGUAGCGGCUUGUGUGCUUGUCUUACGAUAUGAAGAGAGUGAGGCAUACGAGAAAAAAGGCGACCAUGAUCCAAGGACCUAUGCCUACAUCGUUAAGCAACUGGUGAAUGCGAAUAGAUUGAAACACUCCACGAAACUCACCGCGCAGAUCGUUACUGCUCUCGUAUUUUGCUACAUCAUCUUUUGCAUCGGCAUCACCCUUCUUAUUACGCAGUGCAUGGAAGAGAUCGGAGCGGUUAAAGCGACAGUCAUAGUACCACUCGUCAUUCUUGCCGUUGCUCUCGUAAUCACACUCUGCUUCAUAUACCUUCAACCAGUUUCCGGCAAGCAGCUCUCGUUCUCGGUGCCGCUGGUGCCGUUCUUACCAGCAUUCAGCAUUCUAAUCAACAUUUAUUUGAUGAUGAUGUUGAGCGCACAAACAUGGUUACGAUUCAUCGUGUGGACGGCAGCUGGUAUGUGCAUAUAUUUGUUCUAUGGAGUAUGGCAUAGUAUCAUAAGACAAAGAAGACUGCCAAUGAAGGUUGCCGACAACGCUAACGGCGAGUGGAAAAGCGCUGACCUUCCAAGCAUCACGUGAUAAGCCAAGAAGAAAUGCAUUUACAAUUGCCAACACACUCUCGUUACAUUUUAACUUAAUUUAUUAAUUAGACUGUAAUAUUGACCAAAUCAUAUAAAAAUUUUAGCUUUAAAAACGGAAUAUUAUAUAAUGUUUAUAUAAUUAUUAGGGAUCUCUAUGAUACGAUGUAAACUCACAAAUCAUUAUUUACUUUUGUUCCGUUUUGUGCUUAUAUUAACAUUAACGACAUGCGAGUAAAAUUUUAACAAUAUUAUAUAUAUGAACAUAUAUAUAUGUAUGUGCUAAAAACAAAACCUACAUGCACUAGCUUGCAUUGAUAAUCAAAAUCUGACAAGUCCAUUCGCAUUUCAAAGAUAAAUUAAUAUGCUACUUAUUGAAAAAUAAAUAAAAAUUGCAGACCUAUCUGUCAGUUAUAUAGUGAAACGAAUAUACGUCGUAGUGA
This is a messenger RNA of Dinoponera quadriceps, 2931 nucleotides long. RefSeq names its product cationic amino acid transporter 2-like. The coding region runs from base 330 to 2489 and encodes 719 amino acids. The transcript is spliced from 13 exons. NCBI's taxonomy places the organism in Eukaryota, Metazoa, Arthropoda, Insecta, Hymenoptera, Formicidae. The record is from RefSeq and is a predicted model, not a curated record. Gene Ontology annotation, biological process: amino acid transport; transmembrane transport. Gene Ontology annotation, cellular component: plasma membrane. Gene Ontology annotation, molecular function: amino acid transmembrane transporter activity.